CCUCUGAAAUGAAAGUGAAAGCACCUCUGGCUUUGCAUGGCGGUUUGUUGGCGCUCUGACUGCAGGUCUCUGAACCCGGGUCUAUCAUGAUUACUACUUUACGUGGACUUUUUCUCGCUUUGUUGUUUUCAGGUAUAUGUGGAACUCAGUCUCAUUAUGAUAUCCGGUGGCUGCCAUGUCAAUUCCAGGAUGACAGGGCACAAAUAAAUGAUGAGGGGAUUAAGGAGAUCAAGUUUCACCCACGGAAUGCAGGACUGCAAUUUGGAAAUUCAGGAGAUAGUCCUAUAAACCCCAAUGCUAUCACCUUCCUUGUCACAACAUCAAAGGUGGAUAUGAGGCGUUAUAUGGAACCUACAGACAAGGAGUCACUGGAAUGCGAGAUCCAGAGAUAUGACACGAAAGGGAUUGUAAUACGCUGGCCUGGUAUAGGUGCACAGGAAAAUGAUGUCUGGUUCAUGUGUAUUCUCCACCAUAGUCAGGGCUUGUUUCACCUCACCACCUUCCUCAGACACACACCUGCCCAGGAAGGCUUUCAGGAGAGGAUUGAAAUUGGAGAUCGAGAGCUUCUGACCACCUCAGCUGCGAUGGCUGUGCUGACACGUACACCUGUCAUUAACGUGGGCCUCCUGAAGGAGCAGACCCUUCAUUGUCAGUUCGCUGUGGACCACAAGCAGGCGAGUACGACAGUGGAUUGGAUACUCCAGCGGCGUGGCGAACGCACUAAAAUCUUCAGCUACUCGAGCCGUACAGGCAAGAGUGAAGGCAGCGGAGUGUCCGUGAAAGCCCUUGCGACAGGAGAUGCCUCUCUGAAACUACCCCUUACGAAGCAGACUAGCGAGGGCACAUACAUAUGCUCUGUGCUCAUCCCACCACUCACCACCAACAGUGACAUUGUCCUCAACAUUCAAGAACCACCGCGUGUAACAGUGAAUGUGGGCCCAAUCUUGUCUUUAACCCUGGGUCAGGAGCAGAAGGUGGUGUGUGACACUCAGGGCUACUACCCUCUCGAUGUGACCAUCGAGUGGCUGCGAGAGCCGAAAGAUUCAGGCUUCGUGCCUGAGGUUCUGAAGAACAUUCUGUAUUCCAGCCACCGCCACCAUCAGGAUGGCACAUACUCACUCUCAGCCUUCUUCCUACUCCAGCCUGGCCUAGGAGACACUGAGUACAAGUACACCUGCCGGGUGCAACAUCAGUCUCUGCGCACACCAAUCCGCAAAAGCUUCAUACUCAUCGUCACAGAGGAAGACUCCACACUAUGGUACAUCUUAAUGUUUGGAUUCAUAAUUGUCAUGCUCGGAAUUCUCAGAUGGCUGCUGCCUCAGUUGAUUGCUGCAAAAAGAAAAGAAGCAAGGAAGUGUCUCCUGUGUGCAGAGGUUCUGAGGGCCCAUGCCAGAGGAAUUAUAGCUCUGCUCCAUGGAGACAGACAACACCGUAUCCGUCUCUCUACUUCUUCCUCCUCCCCUCUCCUUCCACCUCCCCUGCUGUACCUGCUGCAGUGCUGGAAGAGCUUUUUCAGCUAAAGAGGUUGUUGUGAACGCCAGUGUCUGAUCUCAUGGUUUAUGAGGGUAUUUACACUCGCUAAUGGAGCCAUAUGUGAGGAAUAACAAAGUUCUCUGAACCUAAUUGCAAGAUGGAUGCUAGCAUGGUGUUUUUCUUAGUAAAUUAACAGGAGUUGGUGACUUAAUAAAAUAAUAAUAAUUUGGGGAGAUGUUGUGAAUAAUUAGUUUGUUUUGCAGUGGAUGUUGCCGGCUCACAGCUCUGGCCAUCACUGAAAAUAGUGUAGAACUAAAUAGUUUAGAAAUCAGGUUGGGUUUAAGACAUUCAAAUUAUUCAGUUGUUGGAAAUUAUUCAUUGUUUUCUCUUGGAUUCUUAAAAUAAUAAAAUAAUAAUUUGUAAAAUA
This is a messenger RNA of Neoarius graeffei (lesser salmon catfish), 1900 nucleotides long. It is a transcript of the gene dhrs13b.2, whose product is annotated as dehydrogenase/reductase (SDR family) member 13b.2. The record is from RefSeq and is a predicted model, not a curated record. The transcript is spliced from 8 exons. The coding region runs from base 87 to 1520 and encodes 477 amino acids. NCBI's taxonomy places the organism in Eukaryota, Metazoa, Chordata, Actinopteri, Siluriformes, Ariidae.